AUGGAAUUGAAUGGUGUGAAGGAAGAUAUAGAUUCUAGAAUGAAAGCAGAGCUGCAGCCAAGAAAGAAACUCAAGAGGGAGAGGGAGAAGUUCGAUAUUGUGAUUUGGAUCACUGCAUCCAAGGAGAUGAGUAUUGCUAAGCUACAGAAGGCCAUUGCAAGUCAAAUUAAAGUAACUUUUUGUGGUGACGAAUGUGAAACAAGAAGGGCACGGAUGCUGUUUGAAACAUUGUCUCGGAAGAGUAGAUUUGUGGUGAUCUUGGAUGACAUAUGGGAAGCGGUUUCCCUUGAGAAGCUAGGAAUUCCUGAGCCAUCUACUGGGAUUAAAUUAGUGUUGAAAACUAAAAAAAGAAAACUAAAAAAAUGGGGGAGAUGA
Messenger RNA from Gossypium raimondii (Peruvian cotton), 375 nucleotides. Its product is annotated as probable disease resistance protein At1g61300. The record is from RefSeq and is a predicted model, not a curated record. Gene Ontology annotation, molecular function: ADP binding. Bases 1 to 375 code for a protein of 124 amino acids. The transcript has 2 exons. NCBI's taxonomy places the organism in Eukaryota, Viridiplantae, Streptophyta, Magnoliopsida, Malvales, Malvaceae.